AGCAGUUCUUCAGAGAUGAGUGCAUUGUCAGUGAGGCCUGGGGCUCAGGGAGAGCCAUUCAAGAACCCAUCUUGGUUACAGGCUAGGAGUGCCAGGGCAGAGGCCCUUGGAGCCACUUGGCAGGGUCUGGACCCUAGCCCUCCUCCCCUCCCUCGUGACCGGGUUUCCAGGCUGUGCAGACCCUGACGAACAGACUCCCUGGUUCCCCCCAGGGCUCGAGCAGCAUGGCCUCAGAGGCUCGGGGUGGGCUGGGGGCCCCUCCGCUACAGUCUGCCCGAUCCCUGCCAGGCCCUGCCCCCUGCCUCAAGCACUUCCCGCUCGACCUGCGCACGUCCAUGGAUGGCAAAUGCAAGGAGAUCGCCGAGGAGCUGUUCAGCCGCUCCCUGGCUGAAAGUGAGCUCCGCAGCGCCCCUUACGAGUUCCCGGAGGAGAGCCCCAUCGAACAGCUGGAGGAGCGGAGGCAGCGCCUGGAGCGGCAGAUCAGCCAGGAUGUCAAGCUGGAGCCGGACAUCCUGCUUCGGGCCAAGCAAGAUUUCCUGAAGACUGACAGUGACUCAGACUUCCAGCUCUACAGGGAGAAAGGUGAGGGGCAGGGUGACCGGGGCCUGUGGGAGCGCGACGCGGUGCUGGAGCGGGAGUUUCAGCGGGUGACCAUCUCCGGAGAGGAGAAGUGUGGGGUGCCCUUCACAGACCUGCUGGAUGCGGCCAAGAGCGUGGUGCGGGCGCUGUUCAUCCGGGAGAAGUACAUGGCCCUGUCGCUGCAGAGCUUCUGCCCCACCACCCGCCGGUACCUGCAGCAGCUGGCCGAGAAGCCCCUGGAGACACGCACCUACGAGCAGGGCCCCGACACCCCCGUGUCCGCUGACGCCCCGGUGCACCCACCAGUGCUGGAGCAGCACCCCUAUGAGCGCUGUGAGCCGAGCACCAUGCCAGGGGACCUGGGCCUGGGUCUGCGCAUGGUGCGGGGCGUGGUUCAUGUGUACACCCGCAGGGAAGCUGAUGAGCACUGCUCAGAGGUGGAGCUACCAUAUCCCGACCUGCAGGAAUUUGUGGCAGAUGUCAAUGUGCUGAUGGCUCUGAUCAUCAAUGGCCCCAUAAAGUCAUUCUGUUACCGCCGGCUCCAGUACCUGAGCUCCAAGUUCCAGAUGCAUGUGCUGCUCAACGAAAUGAAGGAGCUGGCCGCGCAGAAGAAGGUGCCACACCGAGAUUUCUACAACAUCCGCAAGGUGGACACGCACAUCCAUGCCUCAUCCUGCAUGAACCAGAAGCAUCUGCUGCGCUUCAUCAAACGGGCGAUGAAGCGGCACCUGGAGGAGAUUGUGCACGUGGAGCAGGGUCGUGAGCAGACGCUACGGGAGGUCUUCGAGAGCAUGAACCUCACAGCCUACGACCUGAGUGUGGACACGCUCGACGUGCACGCCGACAGAAACACCUUCCAUCGCUUUGACAAGUUCAAUGCCAAAUACAACCCCAUUGGGGAGUCUGUCCUCCGAGAGAUCUUCAUCAAGACGGACAACAGGGUUUCUGGGAAGUACUUUGCUCACAUCAUCAAGGAGGUGAUGUCCGACCUGGAGGAGAGCAAAUACCAGAACGCAGAGCUGCGGCUCUCCAUCUACGGCCGCUCAAGGGACGAGUGGGACAAGCUAGCACGCUGGGCCGUCAUGCACCGUGUACACUCCCCCAACGUGCGCUGGCUCGUGCAGGUGCCCCGCCUCUUCGAUGUGUACCGGACCAAGGGCCAGCUGGCCAACUUCCAGGAGAUGCUGGAGAACAUCUUCCUGCCGUUGUUCGAGGCCACCAUCCACCCUGCCAGCCACCCGGAGCUGCAUCUCUUCCUGGAGCAUGUGGAUGGCUUUGACAGUGUGGAUGAUGAGUCGAAGCCCGAGAACCACGUCUUCAACCUGGAGAGCCCGCUCCCUGAGGCUUGGGUGGAGGAGGACAACCCGCCCUACGCUUAUUACCUGUACUACACCUUCGCCAACAUGGCCAUGCUGAACCACCUUCGCAGACAGAGGGGCUUCCAUACGUUCGUGCUGAGGCCACACUGCGGGGAGGCGGGGCCCAUCCACCACCUGGUGUCGGCCUUCAUGCUGGCUGAGAACAUCUCGCAUGGGCUGCUUCUGCGCAAGGCCCCGGUCCUGCAGUACCUGUAUUACCUGGCCCAGGUCGGCAUUGCCAUGUCCCCGCUCAGCAACAACAGCCUCUUCCUCAGCUACCACCGGAACCCGCUGCCCGAGUACCUGUCCCGCGGCCUCAUGGUCUCGCUGUCCACGGACGAUCCCCUCCAGUUCCAUUUCACCAAGGAGCCGCUGAUGGAGGAGUAUAGCAUCGCCACCCAGGUGUGGAAGCUCAGCUCCUGUGACAUGUGUGAGCUGGCACGCAACAGCGUGCUCAUGAGUGGCUUCUCCCACAAGGAGAAGAGCCACUGGCUGGGACCCAACUAUACCAAGGAGGGCCCCGAGGGCAAUGACAUCCGCCGCACCAACGUGCCGGACAUCCGCGUGGGCUACCGCCACGAGACCCUGUGCCAGGAGCUGGCGCUCAUCACGCAGGCCGUGCAGAGCGAGAUGCUGGAGACCAUCCCGGAGGAGGCAGGCAUCACCCUGAGCCCCGGGCCUCAGUGAGCCCGGCCCCUGCAGUGCCCUUCAUCUCGGCACCUUGCCCACAUUCUGUCUGCAGACCCCUCCCAGCCUGUUCUGGUCUCUGCAUGUGUCGUUCUUCCUUGUUCUGUCCUGCAUGUUUCUACCUGUGUCUGUCCCUGUGCCGCCCCGGGGCGAGUGGAGCCGCUUUGCCCUCGUCUUGGCUCAUGUGGCACCUGAGGGUCCAGGUUUGAGGUCUGCCCCACUGGAAGCUCUGUCCCAGGAUCCUCUGUAGCCUGACCAGUCCUUCGAGCAUCUGAGAGCUUGGGAUGGUUGUGGGGGGCUGGCCCCUCUAACCCUUGGGGUCCUGCUUGGGUAAAUUCAGCCUUUGACUGGAGCUUGAAUUCAGGCCCCCGUCUUGUUUAUGUGGCCGGGGAGGCAGUCAGGUGUGGCCUGUACACAUAUGUUGUGGGCAUGGGCUGCCUGGGAUCUGUGAGCUCCAGCAGCUCGUCGGCAGGUAGGGUUGGCUGAGUCCCAGCCUUGGCUUCCUGGACUCAGGCCCUGGAGGUGCUGGACCACCGCCUCUGCCAAGUCACUGCCCAGCAGCUUUCUCUGUCCUUUCUCUGGUUUGUGUGCUCCUCUGGUGUCAGCUUCCUGUGCCUCUGUGGGAGGGGGUAGCCGCCCUGUGCCAUGUCCGGGGCCCUUGUAGCAGGAGGGUUCUGGAUCUUCCCUGAGGAUAGUAACCCCACUGUGGUCCCCAGAGUUUUGACCACACCUGGAUCCCCCCUGGUCCCUUGUGUUGUGAUAUGGACUGAGGCCUUUGCUGUGAAAUGCAGUGUUUCAUACAAUCCCAUCUUUCCUAG
Budorcas taxicolor (takin) is the source of this 3442-nucleotide messenger RNA. It is a transcript of the gene AMPD2, whose product is annotated as adenosine monophosphate deaminase 2. The record is from RefSeq and is a predicted model, not a curated record. Gene Ontology annotation, molecular function: AMP deaminase activity. The transcript has 19 exons. Gene Ontology annotation, cellular component: cytosol. The coding region runs from base 225 to 2624 and encodes 799 amino acids. NCBI's taxonomy places the organism in Eukaryota, Metazoa, Chordata, Mammalia, Artiodactyla, Bovidae. Gene Ontology annotation, biological process: IMP salvage; AMP metabolic process.